AGGCGUUGUUAUGGCAACCAUAAACUAGAAAGCGCACAGGUUGGCUGAGCAUCUUUCCAGUUUUUACCACUGCGUUUCAAAUAAAAGUUUGACAUCGUCCACACUUAGAAAGUGACUUGAAUUGAAAAGAGCGAUGUCGGAUGCAGGGUCUGAUGAGUUUGAGGAUGAACACAGUAAACUCGGGGAAUAUGAAGGGGACAGAAAUGAAGCAGGAGAGAGGCACGGCGUCGGUAAAGCUGUUCUGCCCAACCGAGACAUUUAUCAAGGACACUAUGAGAACGGCAAACGACACGGAGAGGGGACAUAUCGCUUCAAGAAUGGGGCAAGAUAUGUCGGAGACUAUUACCAGAACAUGAAACAUGGGCAGGGCACGUUCUACUAUCCAGAUGGCUCUAAAUAUGAAGGGUCAUGGGUUGAGGACCUGAGACAGGGUCAUGGUGUCUACACUUACCCCAAUGGAGACACUUAUGAUGGGGAGUGGCUGCAUCAUAUGAGACAUGGCCAGGGCAUUUACCACUACCACAAAACCGGCUCGAAGUACAAGGGCUCAUGGGUGAAAGGCAAGAUGGAGUCAGAAGGAGAGUACAUCCACUCCAACCACAGAUACAAGGGUAACUUUGUCAACAAUAACCCACAAGGCCCGGGGAAGUAUGUGUUUGACCUCGGGUGUGAGCAGCAUGGGGAAUACCACCAAGCAGAGCAGGACCGAGCUGAGGGGGAGUGGGGCGAGUUGGCCUCCACCGCCGUCCUCAAGUGGAUUCCCAAGUGUAUCACUGGCCUGACGCUGUGGACUCCAGCAGGCAAAAAGGAAGCAGCUUCAGUGGAAGAUGGGGGCGAGAACUGACCUGUCUGAUCAAUCCACAACACUGCAUCUUAUAACCUUUGUUUAAAAAUAACAUAUG
Molecule: messenger RNA, 902 nt
Organism: Micropterus salmoides (largemouth bass)
Lineage: Eukaryota; Metazoa; Chordata; Actinopteri; Centrarchiformes; Centrarchidae
Gene: rsph1
Product: radial spoke head component 1
Exons: 8
Coding region: 134-844 (236 amino acids)
Biological process (GO): spermatid development; axoneme assembly
Cellular component (GO): nucleus; motile cilium
Source: RefSeq, a predicted model, not a curated record